AUGGGCCGACGUCGUUUAAAGACGAAUAAUAGUCUUCGCUUUUCUAAAUUCCCCAACUUCUCAACAACCCUAAUCUUAGUCCCCGCCGCGUUAUCAUCUCCUCUAUCAAUGGCACCGAAGAAGGACAAGGCACCACCUCCGUCAUCCAAGCCGGCAAAAUCCGGUGGCGGAAAGCAGAAGAAGAAGAAGUGGAGCAAGGGAAAGCAAAAGGAGAAGGUGAACAACAUGGUAUUGUUUGACAAGGCUACCUAUGACAAAUUGCUGUCUGAGGCCCCAAAAUACAAGCUAAUCACUCCUUCAAUCCUUUCGGAUCGUCUCAGGAUCAAUGGAUCACUUGCGAGGAAGGCCAUUAGAGAAUUGAUGGCUAAAGGUUUGAUCAGAAUGGUGUCAUCUCAUUCUAGCCAGCAGAUAUACACUAGGGCCACUAACACCUAG
Fraxinus pennsylvanica is the source of this 435-nucleotide messenger RNA. NCBI's taxonomy places the organism in Eukaryota, Viridiplantae, Streptophyta, Magnoliopsida, Lamiales, Oleaceae. The record is from the annotation of a GenBank genome assembly.